This is a messenger RNA of Tetrahymena thermophila SB210, 1206 nucleotides long. RefSeq names its product nematoblast specific protein. NCBI's taxonomy places the organism in Eukaryota, Ciliophora, Oligohymenophorea, Hymenostomatida, Tetrahymenidae. The record is from RefSeq and is a predicted model, not a curated record. The transcript has a single exon.
AUGAAUGACACAAAAGUAUCUUUUGGUUGGAACUCUUACUAAACUUGUUCUGCAUAGUAGUGUUCCAAACCUUAAAUCUUAGAACAAGGAAUCUCUUAUUGGUAAGAUUCUAACAUUAUCAUAAGCCUUUUCUUCUAUGUUGCUGUUGCUGGAGCUUAUGAUAUUUCUCUUUUAUCUACUGAAGUAUAGAGAUCAGCAGAACUUUAAGUUACUAUUCCCGCUAUCUCCUACAGCUACUUAGCAAAAUUUAACACUGAUAGCUUGAAUUUAUCUCUCGGUACCAUCCAAAUUAAAUAUCCUGCAUACUAUUAAGUAAAUUUUCAAGGGACUAAUUCUUUGGUAAAUAAAAAAGCUGGCUUUUACCCAUAAUUAAACUCUUUGAUUCUCUCAAAUUCUGAAAAUUAAAAUGCUAUAUUUUAUGUUAAAGACUCUUAUUCAUCAUAUUUUGGCAGAAGAGGCCCUUCAUGUCAUUUCAGAUACAACCUAGAACAUAGUUAAAAUAUCCAGCAAUUCUACAAUGAAGUUAAUGUUCCUAAGAAUUGGGAUACAUUGGGCACUUUUGCAAUGGCAAUAGGUUUUAACUAUGGAUAUUUUGGAAUGUAAGUGAAUUCUGAAACUGAAAGAAAAAUUCUUUUUUCUGUAUGGAGUCCAUAGUAAACUGAUGAUCCAUCUUAAAUAUCACCUGAUAAUGCCGUUCUUUUAGUAGCUAAAGGUAACAACACCGUUAUUAACUCUUUUGGAAAUGAAGGAUCUGGCGGACAGAGCUAUCUAGUUUAUCCUUGGGUUGCAGGUGUUUCAUAUAAAUUCAAACUUGUUGGUUAACCUUCUACAGACGGAUACUCAAUAUAUAGUGCUUACUUUAAGGAUCCCACAAUAUGCUCAGAUUAUAUUUUAAUUGCUUCUUGGAAAAGACCAAAAACAUAAUCAUACUUAAGUGGUUUACACUCAUUUAUAGAAAAUUUUGAACCAGAAACAGGAAAUAUUUCAAGAAAAGCCUACUUUAAUAACUAGAAAGCUAUUGAUGAUUAAAACAAAGAAGUAAAAGUAUUAUCAGCUUCCUUUUCUUAUGAUGGUACAGCAUCUUAAUAGCAGAGGUUUGAUUAUGAUGGUGGUGUAGAUAUCCUAAAAGGAUUUUACCUUAGAAACUGUGGCUUUUUUAACAAGACUAAUGUUUAGUAUGGAGAUACUUUCAGAAAAAAUAGAUGA